Molecule: messenger RNA, 1610 nt
Organism: Durio zibethinus
Lineage: Eukaryota; Viridiplantae; Streptophyta; Magnoliopsida; Malvales; Malvaceae
Product: CASP-like protein ARALYDRAFT_485429
Cellular component (GO): membrane
Source: RefSeq, a predicted model, not a curated record
ACGUCAAAGAGUGGGUAGCGGAAAACCCCGGAAAUCCACGUUCGAGAAUCAAAAUGGAGAAACCAUUUGGCGAAAAGACUCUCGCCAAAUGUACGAAUGAAGAGAGAAGAAAGAAUUGACCAUAAAAACCAUUAGAAAAACUUGGCUUUCUCCAUGAAUCAGCGUUACCAUUACGUCCUUAUCCUCUCUUUUCUCCUGUCUCUUCCGAUUUCUUCUUCAUAGGAAACAAAAACCAAAGCCAAAGGUUAUAUACCUUUCAGAAUUUUCUACAUUCAGCGUUUCUCUUCAAGCCUGUUUCCAUUUUCUUUGGACUCUGUUUUUUAUUGGGGUUUUUCUCCUUUUUUUUUUUGUUUUUUGGGAAAUUAGAGAUGAAGAAACAGAGAGAUGUUAGAUGACAUGAAGGAUGAUGGAGCAAGUGCCAGGGGCGUUGGGAACAAGCGCUAGCUUGGCUCUUCGUUUGGGACAAACCAUUUUCUGCUCUGCGUCACUUCUCUUCAUGUGUUUGGAUGUUGAAUUCUAUAGCUACACUUCUUUCAGCUACUUGGUGACAGUCAUGGGUUUAGUAACUCCAUGGAGCAUGUCAUUAGCAUUGAUUGAUGCAUAUUCCGUGUUUAUUAAUUGCUUACCACGACAACCAAGGGUUCUGCUGAUCGUCGUCGUGGGAGACUGGACCUUGUCAUUUCUCUCGCUGGCUGCGGCCUGCUCAAGUGCUAGUGUUGCAAGUCUCUUGGUCAAUGCUGGCAACUCAUAUUGCCCAACAAAGUUAUGUAGUAGAUAUCAGUUGUCUGCGGCUAUGGCUUUCUUGUCCUGGUUCCUUUCCUUUGCUUCAACUCUCUUCAAUCUUUGGCUCCUUCCUUCUUUGUAGCGUCUCAGCUACUUCCAACCCAUUUUUCAUACACAAAAACUUAGUAGGCAAAUCUUGACAGUUUGAUACUCAAAUUAAGAUUGUACAAUGACAGUAUUAUAUACAAACAACAAAAUCUUCAAGGAUCAAAUUGAAUUUCAAUGAUUUUGAAUCAAGUUUAGUUGCCAAUUCAGGCUUUAUUGGCCUACCAUUAUCUGAGUAAUACAAUUUCAAACAGCUACCACCGAGACCAUAUUCCAAUAUUAGCCCAUAAGAGGAUGAGAAUUGAGCAACAUUAAGGACUGCAUCCAUUGGGCCUAAUCAAGCCCAAAGUUAUGUCUCUUUUAGGAAAUUGUCUGCUUUUUCCUUUUAAAAACAUAAGAACAUGGAGCUUCCUGAAACAGAGAUGAUAAGAACAAGGAAAAACAUGAAUCAGAGUGAAAUUCCUUCCUUUUUUUUUUUUUGUUGCUGCUUUUAAACUUUGUUCAAUUGAUGUGUUAAUGCACUGUUUUUAAGCAGUAUACAUGAACCCUAGUAUUUAAUAUAUGGUCCAAAACAGAUUUGAUUUGCUUUGGACAUAAAUGUGACAGCCAUGGAAACUUCCACUUGAAGGCAAUCCAAUUUAUAUACUUAUAAGUACCAAUUUAGAAUACUGUUUUCUUCAUUGCAAAGUUUAUAUUAUUUUUUAGAUGAUUGUGAGUAUCACAAUUAAUUUAGACCAAGAUAUCAAGCAAAACAUAUGAAUCUAAAACAUAAAACAAAAAAG